This is a messenger RNA of Aspergillus affinis, 1377 nucleotides long. RefSeq lists its product as uncharacterized. The coding region runs from base 1 to 1377 and encodes 458 amino acids. The transcript is spliced from 9 exons. The record is from RefSeq and is a predicted model, not a curated record. Lineage: Eukaryota; Fungi; Ascomycota; Eurotiomycetes; Eurotiales; Aspergillaceae.
AUGAGCACUACGAGCAUUAAAAUUUGGAAUGACCAUCAUCAGCGCGAGGGACCGGUGUCUCGGAGCCCAGUCGCACUGUUCCCAAGAUGGACUGUGGACCCAUCCCGUUCCACGGUUCGGCUACCAACGUGUUGGACACUAUUGCCCGGUAUCGAACGACACUGGCCACCCUUGUCCGAUCCGGGGGAACAUCGGGAGCCCUUCCAGACGAGGUCUGGAAGUGCUGCGAUCACAACUACGCUUGAGUCCCUUGAAACUCGGGACAGGACGACGAUAUGCUCGACGGCUCUCGCUCCUUUUCGCUUCCUGAUCACAACUGCAGGAACAGACAGAGUCAUCAUGGCUCGCCCUGAUGUUGGCCAGGUGGUCGCAUGGUAUAUUUGCACUGUCGUAGCCUGCGCUUUCCUCGUGGCCCGGUUGGUCAUUCGAUGGGGAUUAUUUAAACGAUUCUAUGUCGACGAUUUCCUGUUGACGCUGUCCGCCCUCUGUCUCAUCGCCGAUCUGGUGAUCCAACACUAUAUGUUCAAUCUCGGCAUGUCCGACAUGGGCAAUGCGGCCAAGGACCAGACAGUCGCGAUGAUGAAGAUGAUCAUCCCGGGCUCCACUCUGUAUGUGACUUCGCUUUGGUUGAUCAAAGCGGGUAUGGUCCUCUUCUACAAACGUCUGGCCGAUCGCACCAGAUACCAAAUGGUCUACAACAUUACCUUGGGCUUCCUCGGCGCUACUUGGCUGGCCAUAUUUCUUAACAUCAUCUUCAAAUGCUUCCCGCCGGACCGCCUGUGGGAUCUGGACCAUCCCGAGAGAGCCUGCUCUGAUAAACAGACGCGAAUUAAUUAUUGGAUCACGAUCUUGUUCAACAUCUUCAGUGAUGUAUUCAUCAUUUGCCUUCCCAUUUCUCAGGUUCUCAAGUUGAAGCUUCCAAAGAAACAAAAGAUUGGAGUUCUCAGCAUCUUCAUGCUUGGCUUUCUGGUGGUAAUUACGAGCAUCAUUCGUGCCAUUUACUCCUAUCGGAACGAGCAAAUGAUCACCUGUACCGUCUCGAUGAUUGAAACCGCCAUUGCUAUUAUCGCCUCCUGCCUCCCCGUUAUGCGCACACUUUUUUUCGGAUCGAGGUCCCGCACGGGGACCUACAGCGGGCGACGGGGAUACGAGCUGUCUAGUUCUGGGCACAUCGGCGCUGGAACCAAGCAGAAGGCAACCGUCUCGGCCUCUCGUUUAGAAAGUCGGAGCAAGACGCAGCUUUCGCGGCACGAUUCGGAGGACGAGCUGGUGCGUGAGGGCGCGUCCCUAGCGGUGGAUGCGCCGCACUCUGGCAUCUCGGUGACGCGGGAAUAUUUUAUCCAUGAGGGAACACGAGAUAGUCGGAGCUUGCGAUGA